Messenger RNA from Melanaphis sacchari, 1860 nucleotides. Its product is annotated as zinc finger BED domain-containing protein 1-like. The transcript has 4 exons. Bases 1 to 1860 code for a protein of 619 amino acids. NCBI's taxonomy places the organism in Eukaryota, Metazoa, Arthropoda, Insecta, Hemiptera, Aphididae. The record is from RefSeq and is a predicted model, not a curated record. Gene Ontology annotation, molecular function: protein dimerization activity.
AUGACUGCAUUCGGCAUUCCGCUGACCACAUUCGAUCGACUAGUGCCAGUGCGACAACUCGAUCUACUCGGAUUACUACUUCUUACUGUUACAACAAUUACAUAUUUAAAAUGUCGCCUCCAAAGAGCAAAUGCUGAAUGUAUUUUAAAAAACAAACAAACUACUGAAACUAGUCAUGUUGUCCUUUCCAAAACCGUUGUACAAGAUACCGAAUCGGAGACAGAGGAAUGUGUACAUGAUCCAAAUUUGUUUACCGAAAAAUCAGUGGUUUUAAAACGAACUAUUAUUGAUGCGUUCAACCGAAUCAGCUCAUACGCAGAGGGUGGUUUCAACCACAGGAAGAUUACUAUGUGUUUACUUUACUUCAUUUGUAAAGAUUAUCGGUCUUUUGCGGUUGUAGAAGGAGAAGGGUUUAAAAGAUUAAUUAAAGAAUUGGCGCCAUCUUAUAAGAUUCCUUCAGUUACAACGUUGAAAAUCACUCUGGAUAAUAAAUAUGCGGUCACAAAGGGAAUAUUGAAAAGUUGUUUGUUGGCAGCACCACAUGUCAGUAUAACUUUUGAUGCGUGGACUGAGACAAUGAAUGAAAAAAGUUUCCUUGGUGUGACAGUACACUACCUUAAAGAUAUUUCUCUCAAAUCACAUUGUUUGGCGGUUUCAGAACUGAAAGAAAGACACACUGCACAAUAUUUAAGUGACAUUAUUCAAAAAAUUCUUUCAGACUGGCAAAUUGAUAACAGUAAAAUUGUUACUGUUGUAACAGACAAUGGUGCAAAUGUAGUUGCUGCCGUUAGUAAAACAUUUGGUAAGAGCAGACAUACCCCAUGUUUUGCUCAUACCAUUAAUUUAGUAUCAACGCAUACAGUUGGUCAUCAAAAUAUAAAACCUAUUAUAUCAAAAGUUCGAGAAAUUGUAAAAUGGGUGAAAAAUAGUGUCAUAAACAGCGACCAAUUGAGAAAAAAACAGGCUGAAGCUGGAGUUCCUGAAGGAAAAUUCAAAAAAUUAAUUUUAGACGUUGCAACACGAUGGAAUUCGGUUUUUUUCAUGAUUCGAAGAUUUUUAGAAAUGGUGUCUUUUCUAAGCCCAAUUCUACUAAACGAUAUAACUGCGCCUAGUAUGCCGACUGCCAUAGAAAUGAAUAUCCUUCGACAACUACUUGAGUUACUACAACCAUUGGAGUUUGUCACAAAAGAAUCCUCUGGGGAAAAUUACAUAACCAUUUCAAAAGUGAUUCCCAUGAUUAGCUGCUUACUAAAACAACUGGCCCAAAUCCAGCCAAGAUGUGAUGUGUCGUCUGAUAUAAAAGAUGUGUUGCAUGCAGAAAUAGUUCGUAGAUUUGGACUGAUUGAGCAAGUUAAACCGAUCGCCAUUGCCACGAUUUUGGAUCCAAGAUUUAAAAAUCUUCAUUUUACCGAUCCAGUCGCUUGUUCAAGUGCGAUGGCAGAACUUAGAAGACUAUCUAAGCCAGAUAUAUCAUCCAGUGAAUCGGAAGGGGAGGUGACCACUUCUUUAGAAAAUGAAGAAAGUUAUGAUUUUUGGGCUCACCAUAAAAUGUUAGCUCACGGCCAAAAAAAGAAAAAAUCAUCUUCAUUUGCAAAUGAUGAAUUAUCUUUAUAUCUUUCAAACCCCGUAUCUCCACUGAAGUCCAAUCCUCUAGAGCUAUGGGAAGAUAUGAAAACUGUUUUCCCUAUGUUAUACAAACAGGCAAGGAUAUCUUUUACUAUGGUUGCAACGUCGGUUCCAAGCGAAAGACUGUUUUCCAAAGCUGGAGGAGUUAUGACUAAAACAAGAAAUCGUCUAACAGGUUCUCGUUUAGAGAAAAUAUUACUGUUAGCAGAUUUACCUGAAGACCAAUGGUUUUGA